CCACGAUGAGGUCGUCGACGACGACAACGUUGCUAUCGUUAUUCUGCCAGCUGUACCUAUCGCUGGCAACGCCACCGCCUACUUCGACUCCCGCAGCAAGCACCUGCGGGACAACAGCAACCAGCAUCCGCAAACCGUUGAUAGUGAAUGGAGCCUCCGCCACCCAUGCCGGCCAGUGGCCAUGGCAUGCUUCGAUCUGGCAUCGUAUCACGCGAACCUCGCACGUGUACGUUUGCGGUGGGACGCUGCUGAGUGAGCUGUACGUGCUGACGUCAGCUCACUGCGUAACGAAGGAUGGCAAUGCCCUCAACGAACGGUUGAUAGCCGUUCAGUUGGGAUCGUCGCGGCAGAAUUUGCUGCUGAACGGGUUUCCCGUUCAGAACGUGGAUGUGGCGGAUAUUUUCGUACACGAGGAUUUUGUACCGAGGACGUUUCACGCGGAUUUGGCGCUGCUAGCGCUGGGGACUAAGGCGACUGUUAACGAAUUCGUGCGACCGGUUUGUCUUCCGGCGGCGGAUGAUGAUGGUCGGCAGUUGGAUGGACGGCAAGCGGUGGCCCUUGGUUUCGGUAUGACCGAAACGGGUGAAAAUGCCGAUGGGCUGAGACAGUUGUGGAUGCCGGUUGUGGAUUAUGUUACCUGUUUGGAGAGUAAUCGGGAGGUGUUCGGGAGGUCACUUUCGGCGGCGAUUCUGUGUGCUGGGAACACAAAUGGGAGUACAGUUUGUAAUGGAGAUAGUGGCGGGGGUUUGUUUACUGAGGAAGAAGGGCACUGGGUUAUUCGAGGGGUGACUAGUUUUACGGCGCAACGGGGAUGGAAUGAUAGCAGUUGCAGUUUGAAGGAUUACGCGGCCUUUGUGAAUGUGGCCUACUAUGGUGGAUGGAUUCGGCACGUUGUGGCGAAUGGUGAACAGGAUGGGUACUUCAAUCGGAAGGAUCCGUCGGUAGUUACCGAGCGUAAGGAGCCGUUGCAGGCCAAACCGGUUCGGGGGCUCAGAAUCAGCGAGAAAUACUGCAAAAUGUAUCGCCGAAAGGGUUUGCUCGUCACCGAAUCGCUGGGACCCGGUCAUGUAUACGUGUUCAAAAAUCGUAGCACCCAAGGCUUAGCCUACUAUUUGAAUGACAACUUCGCAAUAACAACGGCUCAAUUGGCCAUCAACUGCGUUUAUGGGGAACCUGCCUGCGAGACGAUUGACAAAAGACGCUUCAAGCAGGCCUUCGUCCAUCCGCAGUAUCGUGGAGGAAGAGAUUUCAACGUAGCUCUACUGUUGUGGCCACCCGCUGAUGAACCUCUCUGGUGUUUGGCUACCGAGUCAUCCGGACGGAUCUAUUUCGAGGGCAGUCAGCUGAAAACAAACGCGAUUGCCGCGGAAGCUGAAACCUGGACGGAGUUCGAUUUGGAUUUCUUUCUACCGACAAAACGGGGCGGUGUUGUCUACAACGAACGGCGGGAUCUGGUCGGGUUGAUGCAUAACCCAGCCGGGGACGAAGUGGUGAUGACCAACAUCCUCUCGGUUCUGGACUGGAUCGAGUCAAUCGCGUGGAACAACCGGUCCGACGUUUCACCUUCGCGAAUGUAAAUUGGUAAAAUGCAAAUAAAGGUUGUCGCUCCUCUC
Molecule: messenger RNA, 1613 nt
Organism: Topomyia yanbarensis
Lineage: Eukaryota; Metazoa; Arthropoda; Insecta; Diptera; Culicidae
Product: transmembrane protease serine 2-like
Exons: 4
Coding region: 6-1577 (523 amino acids)
Biological process (GO): proteolysis
Molecular function (GO): serine-type endopeptidase activity
Source: RefSeq, a predicted model, not a curated record